Messenger RNA from Saccharomyces kudriavzevii IFO 1802, 453 nucleotides. RefSeq names its product sphingosine N-acyltransferase subunit LIP1 (gene LIP1). The transcript has a single exon. The record is from RefSeq and is a predicted model, not a curated record. Lineage: Eukaryota; Fungi; Ascomycota; Saccharomycetes; Saccharomycetales; Saccharomycetaceae. Bases 1 to 453 code for a protein of 150 amino acids.
AUGUCCCAGCCUGCUCCCAUUAUAACCACCAAAUCAGCGGACAAGCCAAAACCAAAAAUUUUCAACUUGUUUCGUGUUUGCCUCAUUUCACUGUUAUUAAUCGCUGCCGUGGAAUAUUUCAAGUAUGGUACAAGAAUUAAUUACGAAUGGUUCCACUGCACCCCAAUCAAUGAGCCUCAAUCUGGUUCAGUAAUCAAACUUUGGGCUCGUGGUGGGCCAAGUUGUGAUAAAAGAGGCGAAUAUAAGACUAUCGUAAAGAGAAUCACAAGAGACUACGAACCAAACGAUGAGCAUCUAUCCUUCUGUAUUAUUGAAAACGAAAACGUUCCACCCGUUCAUUACCCCAUUCACGAGGACAAAGGUGAACCAGGCUACGUGGCUUACGUAGGUUACGAUACGGACUCCGAAUUGGUUCAAAAAUUAUGUGCUGAUUCCACUAUUUAUCACAUGUGA